AUGUCUGGUUCUGAUAAGUUGUAUUCGGAUCUUGAAUUUCCACUGGAGAAUGUGAAUGCUGAUAAAUUGAAAAAUGUGUUCAAAUUGGUUGAAAUCGAUGUUUCUGAAAUUGAGGGACCUUCAAAGGAGCCACAAUCAAGUCUGAUUGAUGAAACAUUGUUAGAUCCAUCAAGCAUACCACAAGAAGGUGUUGAUCUGACCAAAGCAACGUUUGAACAAUACAUAAAGAUCACUGAAGCCAUAAUUCAGAAAGAUCAAAGCACAAGCAUUCCAACAGAAAGUGUUAAAGAGACAGAGCCUGAAGGAGUUGCUCGUGAUGAUUCAAGUGAGGCAGAUAACGAGUCUACAGAGACAGAGACAGAGCUUGAUCUAACAACACUUGGUCGAGGAAAAGCUCAGUUGAAAAAGAAGCCUACAAAGAAGAAGAAAGGAUCUGACGAAGAAGAUUCUACCUACACUCCAUCUGUUGAUGAGCAAAAGAAGUUAAGGAGUAAAAGAAAAGCUGUUCAGACAGGAGUUAUUUCGAGAAACGUUAGAGCAAAGAAAGGUGGUGCUACAUUGCCCAAAGAUCAAGCUAGCAAAAGUGAAAAACAUGUUACAACUUCAAAAGUUCAUGAAGCAAAAAAGGUACAAAGUGUUGAAGUGCCUGUAGUUGAAGUUCAACAGAAAGAAGGAGAUGGUGAUGAUGAAGUGGAAAUUACUGUAGUAAGGGCUUCUACACCUCCACCACCACCACCAGAAAAUCUUGAUAUUCCAGAGUCGUCACAGCAAAAGAAAACAUCACUUCCUAAUAUGUUUGAAGGGUUUCCGAAUAUUAGAGGUGAACUCAAGGAUGACUUUAUUCUUGGUGAUGAAUUUGAUAUGUUUAAUAAUGCGGCUGUAAAAACAUUAGAGAAGAAAGUCAGUAAACUUGAGAAAGAAAAGUCCAAAGCUGAAGCUGAGCGUGACGUGUUAAAGAAACAGGUUGAAGAGUUGACGAAAACAAAUGAAGAAAUAAAGACCGUCAUGAUAAAGCAAGAGAAGAAGUUAAAGAAAUUGAAAGAUGGUGUUCAUGACAAUACACAAUUGUUUGAGAUUCUUUCAGCAGAAAACUUUGAAAUGCGUGAGCAAAUGAGGAAGUUGCAAGAAGUGAAUCAGAUGCUGAAUGGUUUGAUAAGUGAUAUUCAUGAAGCAACGUCAAAUGACAUGAAAGCAAUGAAGUUAGAGAUGGAAGCCAUGAAAGCAGACAAAGUUAUGAAGGACGAACAACUCAACAUGCUAUACACUGUUAUGGAAAGUCAUCUGAACAUUGAUGUUCAUGCUGUCUUCAACAACAUUGAAGUCAAAAGGGCUGAAGAACAUAGAGUUGAAAGAGAAAGACGAUUAGCUGAAGAAGCAACUCAAAGAAGGAAAAGUGUUAUAGUUGAGACUCAAGAAGCAGGUGGUUCUUCGAGUCAAGCAGACGUAGAGAUGGUUGAUGCUGAAGAAGAGCCUAAGGGAUCCGUGCUUGUUGGUGAGUCUUCUACUCUAUCUUUCGAUCUUAAUGAUAUUGUUUGCGGAGUGCAUGUUAUUCAAAAAAAAAAGGCGAAAGAAGUGUUAUUGUUAAAAUGGAAAGAUGAAGAAGUAGUAGAGGAAGAAGAAGAUGAAGAAGAGAAGAUUGAUGAUGAGUUGUUUGAUUAUAUAGACAACAAUCCAGAGGGUAAUGAUGAUGAUGAUGAUCAGGGUUCGUCUGGGUUGUUGAUUGUGAAUCCGUCCGUGCAACAAAAGAUUGAAGAUUUCCUGAAUGAUGAGAUUAAUGAACAGGAGGAGGAUCAUCAACAGGAGUCCUCUUCAUCAGGAAAGCAACACAUCGACCAGGUAUUCCUCACACAACCAACUGUCAUUUAUUUACAUGCUCGGUAUGAGGGGGAGCUAGAGGUGCCUAGGUCUAGGGCGGAGAUGUUAGAGGAGUUGGGCUUAGAUAAUGGGAAAUUUAAGUUUGAUAUUGAAGAUGAGAUACCUCCAUCACCAGAAAGAGAAUGUGAGUUUGUAUAUGCCCAAGAAGCAGAUAAGUACAAUGAAGUUUUAGUUGAAGAGGCAUCUGAUUCGUCUGAUGAAGAAACAGAUUUUCAUUACUCUGGUAUUGAUGAGACAUUUCCUUCACUGGCUGAAAUGUUCAAAGAUCAAAAUGAAGACGAAAUCCAAAGAAAGAUUGUUGAGAAGAUAACAACAGAAGGUGUUCCAAGAACUAUACCUAGAGAGAAUCUUGCUGAAGAGAGAAAGAAGUGGUUUAAAGUUAUGCCAAAGGAAAGGAAGUACAAAAGGCCACCACAAAGGGAGCAAGGCGUACAAUAUUUCGAGUUCUUGGCAGACAUAAAGACCCUCCUAUGGUGGGACGUUGAUGAGUUGGUCCAAACUAAGAACAUAAAGCAAUUUUACUAUGGUUUGGAAGUGAAGCAACAUGACCAACAUCUGUGGGAUUAUGUGAAGCAGCAAUCAAAGGCAAGAUAUCCUGACUGGAAGCCUCAAUAUCCUAAACAGAUUGUUACUAUUCUGGAGAAUGGGGAGAAGGAUAUUACUUUGGAUGUCAAGCCGCCAAGGUGCUUAAAGAACAUGCCUCUAAGAGCUAUGGAACAAGAUUUUCAUGAGGAAUUUCAAGGGUGGUUGUACAAUGAAAGCACAGAGGAAGCAGUGAUCUCGUUAUUUGACAAGUCCACAGGGAUGUCUCGAAGGAUCAGGAUAUUGGAUCCUAUGUGGCUUGUUAACUGCUCAAAAAAAGACAUCGAUUGCUUGUUUUAUAACAAGAUUGUGUACGAGAAGCGAGACAAAGUGCAAGCGAUGCAGUAUCAAAAGAUAGUGGAUAUGUGCUUUGCGAAAGACAUCAACUCCGGCAGGUAUUGGAAGUCUAAGUGGAGAGACUUGGAGAUUGAUGAAUUCUUGAAGAAGUACAAGCGCGAACAGAGAUUCAAAGCUAUUGCUGAGAAAACUGCACAACUCGGAAAGUUCAAGCUCAUGAGACCACCACCAACGGAUCAGACACCGAUCGAAAAGGAGGAGAACAAGAUUCCUAAAUGGGACAGAAAGCGUGACGGUGAUGCAGUGUACAGAAAAUGGUGGAUUGAAGAAGGAAGGCUUCUGAGAAGAAAGAUGUUAGAAGAAAAAGCAGAACAGAGGAGGCAGAGGGCCAAGGAACGAAGACGUAAGAGGAAAGACUGA
Molecule: messenger RNA, 3174 nt
Organism: Helianthus annuus (common sunflower)
Lineage: Eukaryota; Viridiplantae; Streptophyta; Magnoliopsida; Asterales; Asteraceae
Product: calponin homology domain-containing protein DDB_G0272472-like
Exons: 3
Coding region: 1-3174 (1057 amino acids)
Source: RefSeq, a predicted model, not a curated record